Molecule: messenger RNA, 6481 nt
Organism: Camelus dromedarius (Arabian camel)
Lineage: Eukaryota; Metazoa; Chordata; Mammalia; Artiodactyla; Camelidae
Gene: ASAH1
Product: N-acylsphingosine amidohydrolase 1
Exons: 14
Coding region: 78-1259 (393 amino acids)
Biological process (GO): fatty acid metabolic process
Cellular component (GO): lysosome
Molecular function (GO): N-acylsphingosine amidohydrolase activity; fatty acid amide hydrolase activity
Source: RefSeq, a predicted model, not a curated record
CGGCCUGCUCCGAGCCCAGGUGGUGCUUGGAGCGGCCUCCACUCACGUCUCUCGCAGCGGCGUUAGCGGCUGGGAGGAUGCUGGGCUGGGAUCGUCUCACCUUCGUCUUUCUGAGCGUGGCCGUCACCUGCGCUGUGGCGCAGCACGCGCCGCCGUGGACAGAAGACUGCAGAAAAUCAACCUAUCCUCCUUCUGGACCGACCUACAGGGGUCCAGUUCCAUGGUACACCAUAAAUCUCGAUCUACCACCAUAUAAAAGAUGGCAUGAACUGAUGGUUGACAAAGCACCAGCGCUAAAAGUUAUAGUGAAUUCUUUGAAGAACGUAGUAAAUGCAUUUGUGCCAAGUGGAAAAAUUAUGCAGAUAGUGGAUCAAAAGUUGCCUGGUCUGCUUGGCAACUUUCCUGGCCCUUACGAGGAGGAAAUGAAGGGAAUUGCAGCUGUUACUAACAUACCUUUAGGAGAGAUUAUUUCAUUCAAUAUUUUCUACGAAUUUUUUACCAUUUGUACGUCAAUAAUAGCAGAAGACAAAGAAGGUCAUCUACUACAUGGGCGAAACAUGGAUUUUGGAAUAUUUCUUGGGUGGAAUGCUAAUAAUAAUACCUGGGUCGUAACUGAGGAACUGAAACCUUUAACAGUGAACUUGGACUUCCAAAGAAACAAUCAAACUGUCUUUAAGGCGUCAAGCUUUGCUGGCUAUGUGGGCAUGUUAACAGGAUUCAAACCAGGACUGUUUAGUCUCACGCUGAAUGAACGGUUCAGUACAAAUGGCGGUUAUAUAGGUGUCCUAGAAUGGAUUUUGGGAAAGAAAGAUGCCAAGUGGACAGGGUUUAUCCUUAGAUCAGUUCUGGAAAAUAGUACAAGUUAUGAAGAAGCCAAGAAUAUAUUGACAAAAACCAAGAUCCUGGCCCCAGCAUACUUUAUCCUUGGAGGCAACAAGUCUGGGGAGGGUUGUGUGAUUACACGAGACAGAACACGGUCUUUGGAUAUAUACGAACUUGACCCCAAGCAGGGUAGAUGGUAUGUGUUACAAACAAAUUAUGACCGUUGGAAAAAUCCCUUCUUCCUUGAUGAUCGCAGAACACCUGCAAAGAUGUGUCUAAACCGGACAACCCAAGAGAAUAUCUCGUUUGCAACUAUGUAUGAUGUCCUGUCAACAAAACCUGUCCUCAACAAGAAUCUCUGGGGCAUCCUGCCAACACAUUCCUGGGGAGAUGGGAUGAAGCAGACUGCAACUGCAAUCUGGCAGAGUCCACUAUGAGUACUGACAAACAGGAGCCUGUGACAGCAGCAACUGAAAAGAGAAGGGAGAGCCUAUGGAGGACCCUGUACACCUAGAAAACUGGAUCCGAAAGGGUGGGAAAAAAUAAAGGAACAGUGACUCUGAGCCGCAGCCCUACAUUCUAAUAAACUACUGCCCACCUUCACAGUCAACAGCUUGUGAUGGAAGCACUUCCCUAUGAAGUCAACAAGUUCAACACUUGGCACCAGAUGUGUGCCAGGCAACAUACAAGGUUGGAUGAGACACAGUCUCUUCCCUCAAAGAUCUUAAAGCCUGAGAGGGAAGCCAGGAAAGUAAAUCACCUGUGAUUGGCAGAUGAUGUGAACUUGUAAGAGGUGAACACAAAUGAGAACCUGCCAUCAGAAAGGGAGGGUUGCAGAAGAACUAAGUUUUAAAGGGUAGGAAUUAGAUGAAGGCAGGAAAUACUUAAGUGAGAGACAAGAGUGUAUUUAAAAAAAAAAGUGUAUUUGGAGCAUCAAUGCAAGAAAGGGUUUGAGCAGUUUGGGGAACUGCACGUUGUAGUGUUUGCAGCAACAACACAAGGCUAGAAAGGGAGACAGAUGUAUCCAGGGCUCUAUGAUUACCGUUUCUUAAAUGAAGUCAUUUGGGAAAUACCAACUUACCUACCAUCCAGCCCUUUUGGUUGCUGAGUCACUGAAUUCCAGAAGCCUUUGGGACAAUAACUUAUUUCAGCACUGGAAUAAGAAACAGAUUCUAUUCUCUCCUCCCACAAUGCCUGCUCUGAGGUCACUGCUCAGAGAGAGAACCAGGCUGAAGAGACCCCUGGUCUUAUUCACAAGGGCAAUACUUGAGUUUAUAAGUGAUUUUUGGCAUGGUGCUCUGCUUGGAAGGCUCUCAUGAGGGUGUAUCAAGGAAGUGCUUUUAUCACAAUUACACUGUAUCGUAAGUAUACACAGGUCUGGCUCCCUUCUCUAUAUCCUUACUUCCUGCAGCUAAAUGAGGAAAUGAACUUAGCAAAUUAUCAUUUACUCACUGAAUAGCUGCAAAUGCAGUUCUGUAGAAAAUGGAGUGUAUUUUUAACAAAUGGUGCUGGAGCAAUUGGAUACUAAUAUGCAAAUAAAGGAACACUGAAUACACACCUCUCACCACAUAUAAAAUUAAUUCAAAAUGAUAAUGACUGAAAUGUAAAACUCUAAAACUAAAAUCUCCAGAAGAAAACAUUUUUAUGACCUCAAGUUAGGGAAAAAUUUCUUAGAUAUGAUGCUACAUGCAUGAUGCAUAAGAGAAAAAAAAUAAUCGGCAUUCACCGUAUUUGAAAACUUCUGUUCAGUAGACACUAAAAAAAAAAAAAAAAAAAAAAAAGCCUAGGGAAAAAAACCACUGAUUUGAUAAACUGUCUGCAAUAUGUAACUUACAACUAAAAACUAAGAAAUCCAACAACCCAAUUUAUAUAAUAGGCAAGAUAUUUGAAGACACUUCAAAGACAACAUAUGGAUGGCAAAUAUAUACAUGAAAAGAUGUUCAAGAUCAUUAGUUACUAGGGCUAUGUAGGUCAAACCAGAAUGAGAUACCACUACAUGCACAUUACAGUGUCUAAAAGUGACAAUGAUAAUACCAAGAGUUGGCUGGGAAGUGGAGCAAGUGGGAACUGUGUGUGUGUAAUGGAGGAGGAAUGUAAAAUGGUACAACCACUAUGGAAAACACAUGGUGGUUUCUAAUAAAGUUAAACAUACACUUAUAUGAUGCAGCUGUUCCACUCCUAGGUAUUUAUCCAAGGAAAACUAAAGUACAUGUUCACGCAAAAAACUGCACAUAAAUUUUUAUAACAGCUUUACUUGAAAGGGCUCCAAACCAGAAACAAUCCAAAUGUGCAUCAACAGACUAGUGGAUAAACAAAUGGUGGUAUGACCAUAAAAUGGAGUAUUAUUCAGCAAUACAAAGGGAUGAACUACUGAUACAUGCUACACAUGAAUGAAUCUCAAAAAUAAUAUGCUGAGUGAAGAAAGCCAAAGAUACAGGCUGUAUACUUGCAUUUACACAAAUUUCUAGAAAAUGCAAACUAAUCAAUAGUGACAGCAAAUCAGUGGUCACCUGGAGAUGAAGUGAGGUGGGGGAGAGAGGUGAGUGGGAAGGACUCCCAAGGAGCCUCAGGAAACUCUGGGGGAUGAUAUGUAUGUUUAUUAUCUUGAUUGUGGUAAGGGUGUCACGAGUGUGUGUGUAUACAUAUAGGUGUGUGUGUAUAUAUUAUAUAUGUGUGUGUAUAUACAUAUACACACACAUACAUGUUAAAACUUAGCAAACUGUAUACUUUAUAGUUGACAAUAAGGUUGUUAAAAAUAUACUGGGAGCACAUUCAACACAAAGAAUGUCGUGUGCCAGAUAUUGGGGAUACAAUGUAUAGCAAAAAAGAAAAGGCAAGGUCUCCGUCUACAUAAAGCUUAAGACAUUAAAGAAUCCUUCCUCAACUUCUACAUAAAGCUUAAGACAUUAAAGAAUCCUUCCUCAACUUCUACAUAAAGCUUAAGACAUUAAAGAAUCCUUCCUCAACUUCCACUCCUGGCCACGCACACUCCCUCUACAGUGACUGUAAUGUCACAGGAGGAAACUUAGCAUCGAAAAGGAUUUACUCAAUCCUCAAGUAGGCAAGGGCUGCUAGAGUUAAGUGAUCCAAGAGCUUGAAGAUAGACUUUGUUGCUAUUUGGAAUAGAACAGAAUUCUCUGGUCACUAUUCAUAGACUGUUAACCAUUUCUGUGCUCUUAGAAAAGCUUAUUAGCUCUCCUCUGAAGAGUCAGCACUGGGUUCAAAACAAACCCACAAAGCUACAGUCAAUUAAUCUUCAAAAAUGGAGGCAAGAAUAUACAACAGAGAAAAAGUCUCUUCAGCAAGUAGUGUUGGGAAAGCUGGACAGCCUCAUGUAAAUCAAUCAAAUUAGAACACUCCCUCACACCACAUACAGAAAUAAAUUCAACAUGGUUUAAAGACCUAAAUAUAAGACAUGACACCAUAAACUCCUAGAAGAGAACAUAGGCAAAACAUUCCCUGACAUAAAUAACAGCAGUAUUUCCUUAGAUCAGUCUUCCAAGGCAACAGAAAUAAAAGCAAAGAUAAACAAAUGGAAUAUAAUUAAACUUACAAGCUUUUGCACAGCAAAGGAAACCAUACACAAAACAAAAAGACAGCCUACUGACUGGGAUAAAAUAUUUGCAAACAGUGCAACUGAAAAGGGGUUAAUUUCCAAAAAUAUACAAACAUCUCAGAGAACUCAAUUAUCAAAAAAAAAAACCCCAAUAAAAAAUGGGCAGAGGACUGAAACAGGUAUUUCUCCAAAGAAGAUAUACAGAUGGCAAAUAGGCACAUGAAAAGAUGCUCAGCAUCACUAACCAUCAGGGAAAUGCAAAUCAAAACCACCACGAGGUAUCACCCCACACCUGUCAGAAUGGCUAUUAUCCAAAAGACAAAUAACAAGUGUUGGUGAGGAUGUGGAGAAAAAAGAACCCUUGUACAGUGUUAGUGGGGAUGCAAACUGGUGCAGCCACUAUGGAAAACAAUAUGGAGGUUUCUCAGAAAACUAAAAACAGAACCACCAUAUGAUCCAGCAAUUCCGCUUCUGGAUACAUACCUGAAGAAAAUGAAAACACUAAUUUGAAAAUGAUACAUGCAGCUUUAUGUUCACAGCAGCAUUAUUUAUAAUAGCCAAGAUACAGAAGUAACCUAAAUGCCCAUCAACAGAUGAAUGGGUAAAGACGUGCUACGCACGCACGCACGCACGCACGCACACAGAAUAUUCCCCAGCCAUUAAAAACAAUGAAAUACUGCCAUUUGCAACAACAUGGACAGACCUGGAGGGUAUAAUGCUAAAUGAAAUAAGAGAAAGACAAAUACUGGUUCUCAUUUCUAUGUGGAAUCUAAAAAUUAAACGAAUACAAUAAAACAGAAGCAGAUUCACAGACAGAAAACAAACUAGCUGUUGCCUGUGGGGAGAAGAAAGGGAGGAAGGGGCAAGCCAGGGGUAGGGGAUUAAGAGAUACAAACUACUAUGUAUAAAAUAAAUAAGCCGCAAGGAUAUAUUAUACAGCACAGGGAAUACAGCCAACAUUUUAUAAUAACUUAAUGGAGUAUAAUCUAUGAAAAUAAGUGAAUCACUAUGUUGUACACCUGAAACUAAUGCUGUAAAUCAACUAUGAUUCAAUAAACAACAAAAAACAAGCUAUCUGAAAUACUAAUUGUGUAGCAUUAAUUCUAUUACUGUACCUAUGUCUUAAAUACCUGGGGGGAAUGUGGGGGUAGAAAGAGUGAGGGAAUGAAAAGAAGAAAUAAAGUGAAAUAGAAGGAAGAUAUCUAGAAUGGUCAAAGUGACACCGUGGGAAAACUCCACAUCUAAAAUUCAUUACAAUGAAGGCUCUUUAGAUUUUGCCUCCUUACCUAAAGAGGGAAAAACUACAAAAAGUGUAUAUAGCCAGGACAUGUUAGAAAAGAAUGUUAAGCAAAGAACACAGGAAAGCAACUAUGGAUUCUGGUAGAUAGUUUUAAAAACUGUCUUAGAAAUACAAAUAAAUUUGUCGGUGAGAACCCUGAAAAGUACGCAAAAACUUUACUACUGAGUUAUGUGAGUUUAAGGAGAAUCUUAGCCCUUCUUUUCCGGGGCCUUUCUUUUCUCCAGUGGAUAUACACAUGAGUGCUUACAUUUAUAUAGCACUUGUCAUCAAAGCAUUUCCAUGACCACUGCUUCAUUUGACAGAGUAACUCAUGCCUUGUCCCCUUCUAGGAAUAUACUGAGUAUCAACUGUGAGGCAACAGGUGAAGGAGCAAUGGAAAUGGAAGAGAACCCUAAAUGUAUAUGGACAUAGUGUCACUGAAAGUGCGGUUUAACACAAAUCCUGAACGCUAGAACUGUGAACUGGUACAGCACUUUGUAUUUUUCAAAGCCUUUUCAUGAUGUCAUUUGAUUAACAGGAUGGCCUUAAAAAGGCAGCUGUACUCUGGGAGAUACAGUUCACUAAAGGUGAAGAUUUCUAAUUAAUAAUUCUAAUUAAUAUUUCUAAAUAAAAUUUCAAAUUAAUAUCUUAAUAUUUACAACUACAUUAUUUAUUUCAAAUUAAUUAUACAUGGUUUCCUAGAUCUAUAUAUUGGGGAUAACUAACUAUAUGUAGGAAAAGUUACAAUGCAAGAAAUACAUUAAGCAUGUGAGAGAAAAGAACUCUGUUACACUGAAAUAUUAUCCUGUGAUUAGUUUUCAAAA